CAGAGGGGAAAAGCUUUGCAAAUAGCAGUCGGAGAAACGGAGAGUUGUGGGUUUGUUUGCGAAGGCUCACACUUAUUCUCUCUUUUAUUUUGUGGAUUUUUUUUUCAUUCCUGUAACCAAGGUGGAAUUACUGGACAGACACUCUCGCUCAUGAGUCACAGAUGAAGGGUAGAGUUUGAGCCAUCUCUGCUGCGUUAUUCAUCGAGACGUGCACAGAAAAUUAAGCGAUGGAGCAUCAGAGAGCAAGUUUCCAGAGUUUAAGCGUACUCUGAUUUAAAAUAUGAUGAGUUUUUGUUGUCUUUAAAAAAAUCUCUAUCUGCUGGAGGAAUUCCGGCCUGUCAGCUAUUUUGGUUCCUGUCUUGCUUUCACUAUUUUGUGAAAGGAGACGUAAAAAGGAAGGAAGGGGAGAGCGAGCGCGAGAGGAGGGAGAGAGACGUAUACAGUCGAAGCGUCUCAGCGAGUGUCAGUUGUUUUCAGAGGCAGCUGCGAAGAGUAGGAGUGACCAAUCACUCUCCAUCUAUUUGGUGCCAGAACAAGUGAAGAGACAACAUGGUUCGGUGGUUCCACAGAGACAUCACAGGCCUGCAGGCUGAGGAAGUGCUGAAGACUCGAGGCAUUCAUGGCAGCUUUUUGGCUCGGCCCAGCAAGAAAAACGUUGGAGAUUUCUCCCUGUCUGUCAGGGUGGGUGACAUGGUGACCCACAUCCGGAUCCAAAACACAGGAGACUACUACGACCUGUAUGGCGGGGAGAAGUUUGCCACCCUGUCAGAGCUGGUGGACUACUACACAUCGGAGAACGGCAUCCUGCAGGACAAGGACGGCACCACCAUCGAACUCAAAUACCCCCUCAACUGCUCCGACCCCACCACAGAGAGGUGGUACCACGGUCACCUGUCUGGGCCGAAUGCAGAGAAGCUGCUUGUGGCUCGAGAUGAGCCGGAGACCUUCCUCGUCAGAGAGUCGCUGUCCAAACCUGGAGACUUUGUUUUGUCGGUUCUGACGAACGAGAAAGGCAAAACUGGAGGAAGGAGGGUCUCUCACAUCAAGAUCAUGUGUCAGAAUGACAAGUAUACAGUGGGAGGUUCAGAGAUGUUUGACACGCUGACAGACUUGGUGGACUACUACAGACGCAAAGGCAUCGAGGAGAUCUCUGGGAACUGGGUGUAUUUAAAACAGCCGUAUUACUCCACCAGAGUGAAUGCAGCAGAUAUCGACAGCAGAGUGAAACAGCUGGACCAGACCGCACAGCAGCAGCAGGAGGGCGAGGGAGAGAAGACCAAGGCUGGCUUCUGGGAGGAGUUUGACGCUCUUCAAAAGUUGGAGGCAAAGGUGAAAAAGAGCAGAGAGGAGGGCCAGAGGCCUGAAAAUAAGAGCAAAAACAGAUACAAGAAUAUUCUUCCCUUCAAUGACACCAGGGUCAUCCUGCAGGACACUGAUCCUGAUGUUGUGGGUUCAGAUUACAUCAACGCCAACUACGUGAGAAACACCCUCUGGGAGUCUGCAGAUCAGAAAGUUUACAUUGCCACCCAGGGGUGCCUAGCAACAACUAUCAACGAUUUCUGGCAGAUGGUAUGGCAGGAGAACACGAGGGUGAUCGUAAUGACAACAAGAGAGGUUGAGAAAGGGCGGAAUAAAUGUGUGCCAUACUGGCCAGACUCUCAGUCAUCCAAAGAGGUGGGCCCAUACGUGGUGACCAAUGAGUCCGAGAGGGAAGCUGCUGAUUACAAAAUCCGAGUUUUGGAGAUCGCUCCUGUGGACAAGCCAAAACUUUCUCGUACCAUCUGGCACUACCAGUACUUGAGCUGGCCUGACCAUGGUGUUCCUCAGGAGCCAGGUGGUGUCCUCAGCUUCCUCACCCAAGUGAACUCUAAACAGGCUGAAUAUCCUGAUGCUGGACCCAUGAUCAUCCACUGCAGUGCUGGAAUUGGUCGAACAGGCACAAUUGUGGUGAUUGACAUGAUCCUCGAGACCAUUGACACUAUUGGUCUGGACUGUGAUAUUGACAUCCCAAAAUACAUCCAGAUGGUGCGAGAGCAGCGCUCCGGCAUGGUCCAGACAGAGGCCCAGUACAAGUUCAUCUACCUGUCUGUGUCUGAGUACAUUCAGACCACCAAGGCCAAAGACUGUGCCUACAUGGAAACAGAGACAGAGUAUGGAAAUCUGCAACUCAAACACCAACCAGCAAGCAGGAAGGUCUCAAAAAACAAGGAGGACGUUUACGAGAAUCUGUCAAAAGGAAAGAAAGACGCGAAGAAGCAAAAGUCAGACAAGAAAAGUGGCUCAGUGAGGAAAAAAUAGAAGAGACUGAGUUUUAUCAAAGUACGUCAUAUUGUUAUAUUUAUGCAGGCAUUCUUUUGUUAAAUGAUUUGUAUUUUAGUGGCGACCUUAUGCAAAAUGAAAAUAAAAUGAGAGACAAGAUAACUCGCUGACAUCUGAUAUGUCACGUGAAUGCUUGUUUGAUGCGUUUGUUGAAAAUAAAGCCAGAACAUGUGUGAA
Micropterus dolomieu (smallmouth bass) is the source of this 2496-nucleotide messenger RNA. RefSeq names its product protein tyrosine phosphatase non-receptor type 6 (gene ptpn6). Gene Ontology annotation, molecular function: protein tyrosine phosphatase activity. Gene Ontology annotation, biological process: protein dephosphorylation. Bases 550 to 2298 code for a protein of 582 amino acids. The record is from RefSeq and is a predicted model, not a curated record. The transcript is spliced from 16 exons. NCBI's taxonomy places the organism in Eukaryota, Metazoa, Chordata, Actinopteri, Centrarchiformes, Centrarchidae.